GUUCAGCCCGGGAACGGCCCGGGCGCUUCCGGGCUCUGUUUCUCUGGCCCGCCCACUUCCCCAACGCUCCCGCGGCUGUCCCGGUCGCUGGAGAGGAUAGUUGCCAAUAAAGUUUUCCUGUUUCAAAGGCGGGCGAUUGGGCAGGGCGCGGCUGUCUGCCCCUUGCUGGUGGCCCGCAGUUCCUCUCGGCUACGGGCAGCGAGCCUCAGGGCGCCAUGGCCAGGGGCCGCGGCGGCCGGGUGCGGGUGAGGCCGCCUGUCGCUGCCCGCGCGCUCCCGUGGCUUCUCGGCCCGCCGGCGCCCGCCUCCGCCUGAGCGCAGCCCUCCGCGCCCGCGGGCCUCCUCGCCCGGGCCCAUGGCCUCCGAGGCGCCGUCGCCUCCGUUGUCGCCGUCGCCGCCGCCCUCCCCCGAGCCUGAGCUGGCGCAGCUGAGGCGGAAGGUGGAGAAGUUGGAACGCGAGCUGCGGAGCUGCAAGCGGCAGGUGCGGGAGAUCGAGAAGCUGCUGCACCACACGGAGCGGCUGUACCAGAGCGCUGAGAGCAACAACCAGGAGCUCCGCACCCAGGUAGAAGAGCUCAGCAAAAUACUCCAUUGUGGAAGAAAGGAAGAUAAUAGCAAGUCUGAUGUAGAAGUACAAACAGAGAACCACCCUCCUUGGUCCAUCUCAGAUUAUUAUUAUCAAACAUACUAUAAAGAUGUUAGUCUUCCAGAUAAAGUGACUGAGCUCUCAGUUCAGCAAGAUCAGAAUAUUGAACCUUCUACUUUGAAUUCUAAAGACCAGUCACAAAUAGAAAAUGAUGCUUACACUGGUACUGAUAUAACAGAAAAUGUUAAAUGUGGACAAGAGGACCAUUAUGCCUCACAUUCACAGGAGCCAGCAUCUGCAUUAGCAACUGAAGACACAUCCUUAGAAGGUGCCUCAUUAGCUGAAAGUUUGAGAGCUGCUGCAGAAGCUGCUGUGUCACAGACUGGAUUCAGUUAUGAUGAGAGUACUGGGCUGUAUUUCGAUCACAGCACUGGUUUCUAUUAUGAUUCUGAAAAUCAACUAUAUUAUGAUCCUUCCACUGGAAUUUAUUACUACUGUGAUGUGGAAAGUGGUCGAUAUCAGUUUCAUUCUCGAGUAGAUCUGCAACCUUAUCAGACUUCUGGUGCAAAACAAAGUAGAGAUAAGAAAUCGAAGAAGAAAAGAAAGGAUCCAGAUUCUUCUACAACAAAUGAGGAAAAGGAUUUGACUUCAGAAGAUCAAAAAGCAUCCAGUGUUGAACAUAUAAACUGCAAGGAGGGAGAAGAUUUUGCAACUGUGAAGAAGAAGGCCAAAAUAGACAUUCAUUACAAAAAUAGUCCCCCCAAAUUCACUGUUCCAGUUAGUGGAAAGACUGUAGAAUCUCUUAAUGAAAACACCUAUAAUUUGACUUCGUUUAAAGAGGAGAAAAUCGUAGAGACUGAUAGUGAACCAGAAGAAGGUGAAAUUACAGAUUCUCAGACCGAGGACAGUUAUGAUGAAGACAUGACCAGUGAAGACAGUGUAACUGCAGAAGAUACUGAGGAUGAGGAUGAAGAAAAAAUUUGGCCCCCGUGUAUUAGAGUAAUUGUUAUUAGAUCACCAGUCUUGCAGACAGGAUCACUUUUUAUCAUUACAGCUGUAAACCCUGCUACAAUUGGAAGAGAAAAAGAUAUGGAGCAUACUCUCCGAAUCCCCGAAGUUGGUGUCAGUAAGUUUCAUGCAGAAAUUCAUUUUGACCAUGACUUACAAAGUUAUGUCCUUGUGGACCAAGGCAGUCAAAAUGGCACAAUUGUUAACGGAAAACAGAUUCUUCAGCCUAAAACUAAAUGUGACCCCUAUGUACUUGAGCAUGGAGAUGAAGUGAAAAUUGGAGAGACUGUGUUGUCCUUCCACAUCCACCCUGGCAGUGAGACCUGUGAUGGCUGUGAACCAGGGCAGGUUAGAGCUCACCUUCGUCUUGAUAAGAAAGAUGAGUCUUUUGUUGGUCCGACACUAAGUAAGGAGGAAAAAGAGUUGGAAAGGAGAAAAGAAUUAAAGAAAAUACGAGUGAAAUAUGGUUUGCAGAAUACGGAAUAUGAAGAUGAAAAGGCACUGAAGAAUCCAAAAUAUAAAGACAGAGCUGGAAAACGUAGGGAGCAGAUUGGAAGUGAAGGAACUUUCCAAAGAGAUGAUGCUCCUGCCUCUGUUCACUCUGAAAUUACUGAUAGCAACAAAGGUCGGAAGAUGUUGGAGAAGAUGGGUUGGAAGAAAGGAGAAGGCCUCGGGAAGGAUGGUGGAGGAAUGAAAACUCCGAUAGAGCUGCAGCUCCGGCGAACACAUGCAGGUUUGGGGACAGGCAAACCAUCCUCAGUUGAAGAUGCUCACCUUCUCCAAAGCAAGAGCAAAAAGAACUGGGAGAAAGCGCGAGAAAGGUUUGCUGAAAACUUCCCAGAAACUAAACCUCAAAAAGAUGCACCAGGGAGCGCGCCUUGGGUGAAAGGGACUACAGAGUGAAGGUCAGUCCUAGGACACAGUUCAAGCUUUUGAAAAAGAGGGUUUGGAAACUUUAUUUUAUUGCAGACUUUUCCCUCCAAAAGAGUCAGUGGCAUGAGGGAACUGUGUCACAGUUUACCCUCUCAUGACUCAGCAAUGUGUAAUAAAGGGUGGUUUGCAGCUUGUAAGAAGCAUUUUUUAAAACUAAUAAGUAGUGACUGAAUCAAGUUACGCUGUGAGUGGACUAACGUUCACAGGGCGUGGAUGAGCUUAUGAAACUUUAUUAUUUUAUCUUGUCGUUUACAAGACUCGUAUAAGCACCUAGCCGUAUAAGCAGAAUUCAUGUAACCACUAUGGCUUAAAUAUGCAUUUGUCCUUGUCUCCAUGUUCAUUAUUGUACGAUGCACAGCAAAAGAAACAUCAGAAGUUUAUAAAAACAGUUCUGACUAGGAGCAUCCUUGUUUUUGCCCUUUAGAACUUAGAUAAAAAAUGUUGAGAAAAACAUGGGUAGUGGUGCAUAAAUUUUAUCAUUCUUGAGAUGACCUAAGUAAUAGUAUUGAAGAACUAAUGACCAGGUGACAUGUUGUGGAAAAUUAGUCUUUCAUUGUUUUCUUCUGUGAAGAAUCUGUUUAUUUGUACUAUAUAUUAAGCAUUUGCAUUUGGUUUGUUUCAUAGCUGAAAUAUUUAGAUAUGGACAAUUGAGUACGGUAUUGAAAUAUUCAAUGUGCUGGCAUUUGUAGUUUUGAUAAAUCCCAUUGCUGGCAAUGGAGUCGUGCCAGAGAAAUCUGAUUUCUACUGCAAAAGGAUUACCUAGUCAAGGUGUCAAACUCAAGAUGUUUAUUAAAAAUGUCCUGAAAUGCAAUAAAAACAUUAUGACAUCAGAAGAGUGAUUAAUUGAACCAGUGAUUUAAACACAGUGGUCUGCUUUGAACUCAUGACCAGCCCGAGUUUUCCUCUUUCAGUUGCAGAGCAGGAAGAAAGCUCCCGUGGAGCAGGGGAGAGCUGCAGUGCGGCUCCCUGCGUGCAGGUGUCACUGCUCUGCCACUGACCGCUGUGCUAUCCCUCGCUGUUCAGCUUUUCUCUCAGCUGUUUGCUGGGAAAUUACUGCUGGAACUGACCCUUUCCUGACAGUGAAUAUGAGCUAUAGCUCCCUCAUCUACUAUAAAAAAAUGUCUUCAAGAUUUAGAAAUAGGAAAGGAAAAUUCUGAAAAAAAUUAUACAGUAGGGAAGAUAAUUCAGAAAGAAAGUCUACCUGUUGGAAUUUCUAGUCCAAAUGGUACAGGGUAUUUAGGAAGAAAGGGGGACGAGGAAAGAAAAAUAAGUUUAUUACUAAAGAUGAGACAUGGCCAAGCAAAUUGUCAAGUCCCUGUAGGCCUAAGCUGGGAUAACCGCAGGCCCUGUUACUCCAAAGCUGAUAAAGUAUUCUUCUGUAUCCUUCUUGGCCAUCUACACACCCUAACACACACACACACACACACACACACACACCAUUAGACUUGGAGGCAACAGGAGUAUCCUGUAUUAUUUUUUCUAAAAUAGAAAAAAUUACUCAUGUCAGUGUAGUUCUGAUACUGGUGCCCUGUAUAUAGUUAGUAGACUUUGCUUCUGGUGGAUCUCACUCAUUGUGGUAGUAUACAACUGUCUAGGUAAUAUUUCUCAUUUUUAUUACUAGAUUGCAGAAAAAUUUUUCAUUGUUUUUUGUUAAGAAAAUGGAAAUUUAAAAAUGGUGACAGAAAUUGAAAUAUGUGUGAUAUUUGCAUUAUUAAAACGCUUUGCAGAUGUAAAGUCUCAGGGCUACACUGCAUAGUGGUUAAAGCACUGACUAAUAUCUGGGUCUGUUUCCAUCUGUGGAAUAAGAAUAACACUUAUCUCACAUGUCUGUCUUCAAUAGAAAAUGAGAAAAUGUAUAUAAAAGCACUUUGUAAAUUGUAAAAGUACAAAUGUGAGCUUCUAUUUGUUUAGAAGCAUAGAUGUGAAUUAUGUACAAUUUGGAUUACACAUAAAAUUGUUUUGUGUCUAAUAUCUUAAA
Equus caballus (horse) is the source of this 4504-nucleotide messenger RNA. Lineage: Eukaryota; Metazoa; Chordata; Mammalia; Perissodactyla; Equidae. The record is from RefSeq and is a predicted model, not a curated record.